UUCUCUAUGGCAAUAGAACUCCAAACCCCUCUAAAGAGCCUGGCUAUCAACAUCCACGGGAAGGAAUCUCCAGGCAGUGAAGAGCUAGAAACAGUGACCCGGUGAUUUCAACAAGGCUCCAGCUGGACCCAGAAAGAACAGGCUCUACCCCAUGGCCCCAAAGAAGAAGCCUGGGGGUGCAGGCCGCCGAGGUGCAGGGGUGACAGGAGCCCCAGGGAGUGUACGUGUGGAUGCCUCAGAGGCAGCAGCACUGAAAGAGCGUUACCAGUUUCUGCAGAGAGAGUUUGCCUCAUUGACAGAACAGCUCGAUACCUAUGAGAAGCGAGUGCAGAAUGUGCUAUUAGAGAAUGAUUUUCUGGACCGCGAAGCUGCCCGGCUACGUGAGGAAAACCGGCAGUAUACAGUUUAUAUGUCCUCACGGGCCCAGCACUUGGCCAACUUCAUCAUUACUCUGGAUGCACAGAACCGUGCAGACCUGGCCCAGGUGCACUCCCAGCAGGCAGAGCUCUCUCAUAUAUAUGAGGGCCGUGAGCAUGCAGUACGUGCCCAACUCACAGAGAUGGAGGCCCGAGCGUCCAACAUGGCAUACCAGGUGGAACUGCUCCAGCCCUUCAAGGACCUACAGCUGGAACAGAUGGCCAGGAUCAAGACCUUGGAACGAGAAUUGUUGCACAUGCGUGUGGAGCACACCCAACUGCUGCACUGCGUGAAAGGGCGCUUCUUGGAGGACAAGGCUGCUUGUGAGCGUGAGGCUCGCCAACAGGUGCAGCUGCUGGUGCGCAGGGCAGAGCGGGAAGCAACUCGCUCCCUCCUCGUCCACAUACAGUCUAUCAAGGCUGAAAACAGGCGUCUGCGGCAAGAGCUCCUUGAGCUCCUGCAACGGACAAAGGUGCUACAAGACAUCAGGCAGGAUCUGCUGGAGCGGAGGAGGAGGCUAAGGCAGGAUCACCAAGAUGCCCAGGACAUGGCCCAGAUCCAUACCUGGCUUCAGCGGGGUCCUGAUGGGCCCCCACUUUGGAACCCCAUUGUGGAUGACUAUAUCUCAGCUUCAUCCUCAUCCUCAAGCCUAAUCAUCUCCACAGCCAAGCCAUCUUUACGUGACUCUUCAUCCUUAUCUGUCUUCUUACCCAGAGACUUACUCAAGCCCGAAGACUCAUCCAAGAUCUCCACCUCACCCAGGACCUCCAUCUCACCCAAGCCCCCAGCCUCACCCAGGACCUCAAUCUCACCCAAGCCCCCAGCCCCACCCAGGACCUCAAUCUCACCCAAGCCCCCAGCCCCACCCAGGACCUCAAUCUCACCCAAGCCCCCAGCCCCACCCAGGACCUCAAUCUCACCCAAGCCCCCGGACUCACCCAAGUACCCAGCCUCACCCAGGGCCUCAAUCUCGCCCAAGUCCCCAGCUUUACCCAAAUCCCCAGCCUCGCCCAAUGCCCCACUCUCACCCAAGUCCUCAGCCUCCUCUAGGCCCCCAGGCUCCACAGAAAAAACUAUAAAACUCAGUGUGCAAGCUGAUAGCUCAGAUGUCCCUUCAUCUAUCCCCACAAUCUCCAUUAUCAAGCCUCCACCAGAUGAAUCUGAGGAACCCUAAAUCCUCUUUAUAGAGCCAUGACAGUUCCCAUGAUAAGUCUAUGAACAUGGAAUCAGAGGCAGGCCCCUGGGCAGGGCUCUGGGGACCAGAGUAGAGGGGAGGGAAGCAAGAAGGGGAGAGUUUCUAAUAAAGGUCUGUGUCAUGUUCCAAA
Messenger RNA from Monodelphis domestica (gray short-tailed opossum), 1742 nucleotides. RefSeq names its product coiled-coil domain containing 166 (gene CCDC166). Lineage: Eukaryota; Metazoa; Chordata; Mammalia; Didelphimorphia; Didelphidae. The record is from RefSeq and is a predicted model, not a curated record.